GACGACGACGACGACGGCUACGGCCGCUCCUCUCCGUCUCCCCCUUGGUUGUUUGGCUGUUACGCGCGAAUAUUGCACACUAUAUAUUUAUAGCGCUAAUGCGUAUCCCACAGAAAUAGUAGCUCGCGAGUACAUGUAACACGCCGUAAAAAUGAGUCUACCCUGCGACUGGCAAACUAGCAAGCAGAAACUGUCGGAACGUGGCCAACAUCUGCUCGAGACUGGACAAUGGUCCGACUGCAAUUUCAUCGUCGGCCAGGAGCCCCAGCAGCAGACUCUCAAGGGUCAUAAACUGUUUCUGGCCAUGUCCAGUCCGGUUUUUGAAGCCAUGUUCUUUGGUGGCAUGGCAGAGAAAAAUGAUCCGAUACCGAUAAGGGAUGUUCAGCCCGAGGCGUUCAAGGCCUUACUCGAGUACAUAUAUACCGAUAAAGUUGAACUCGGUUCCUUCGAAUUAGCCUGCGAGUUAUGUUACUGUGCCAAAAAGUACAUGCUACCAUCCUUGGUAGAAGAGUGCACAAAAUAUCUGUGGUGCGAUCUCUCGCCAAAGAAAGCGUGCAGAGCGUACGAGUUUGCCAAGCUUUUCGAGGAACCUGUCCUGAUGGAGAAAUGUCUGCAGAUCAUACGCACCAAGACGGACGAAGUGUUAAAGGAGUCCAGCUGGGAGGAUGUAGAGCUAGGGACUCUUCUCAAGGUGUUGGAGCAGGACGAUUUGCAGAUCAGCUCGGAGAUAGAGUUAUUUACCGCGGUGGAGCGAUGGGCCAAAUCUGAGUGCUCUAGAAAGUCUCUUGAUCCAACCAAUGGAAAAUCUUUAAAAUCCGUCAUUGGGAAUGCUCUCUUAAAGAUAAGAUUUCUUAGCUUGACACCACAAGAAUUUGCAGAGGGUCCUGGCAUGUCUCCUUUGCUCACCAAGGACGAGGCUUUCGCUAUACUGAUGAACAUACUGUGUACUGGUAACAAGACACCUAUGCCCGAAGGUUUUUGCACCAAUUCAAAUAGCAGAGCAAAACCAGUCAAAACUCAUUCCACAAAUCUUGGACACUCCACAAGUAUGGGACUGCCUAUGAUGACUUCAAGACAUAUCUUUGCUCCGUACGGCAAUUUAAAUAUCCCUGUACGUUCUGGCUUUUUAAACGACUCUGGCGAGUCCAGCACUAGUACGAUGCGAAAUACAUCGCCAAUACUAGUGGAUGCAACCAUAAACAAGGACUCUGGAAACUUGCCCACUACUUCUUCCACGACGGGAGUGGUUGUACGUGAGGGGCCAAAGUAUUAUUGUCUCAGAUCGGUGGUUCAGCAAACGGAUUGCUUGAAUACAAACGUGUUGGACUGUUCCGUCACGUUCAGUGUAGAUAAAAAUAUUUGUGUGGUGGGUGUACAGGUUCCUACGCAGAUUGCAGCGGCGAGUAAUUUUACUCACGCUAUAGAUGGUGAUACGUCUUAUACUGAAAUUUUAUACGCUCAUCUUCUCGAUUGCGACGGUACCCGGUUGACGUAUACACAUUUCACCACUAAAGCGAAUUUUGGUACUCUCGUGGAAAUUACUUUCAAUCGACCAGUUUACAUUCAGAAGCAUAAGGUUUAUCGAGUUGGCGUUGUAUUUAAUAAGGCUGGAUGGUAUCCAGUAGGAGUUUGCGCCCAAAAUAUGUCCUGUGAUUCUGUGUUCUUCUCAUUUGGCGUGGGUAAUACCGCACAUGCAAUUCGUGACGGUCUUAUUCGAUCUAUAGUUUUCACAUAUCAUUAACGCAACGAAUCAAGUGGCAGAUAAAAAGUCGCGUACAUAUUUUAAAUUAGUGAUAAGAUACAAAUCUACUCUUACGUCGUGUAGGUACAUUAUAUUUAUUAUUGUUAUCUUUUUUUUUAAGUGCUCAUCGGUGUUUUUCAUUGCAAAUUUUGAAACCUUGAAGAAAUUUUGUGUGUGUGCGUGCGCGCCAAUAUACUAAUCAAUUGUAAUUAUUGAGAUGCGGUUUAUUCAAAAAUUGCUUUUUUUUUUUUUUUUUUUAAUUUAUACGAUCAGUAUUGAUGUUAUACAGUAUACUUUUGCAUACAGUGUGUAUUGUAUUGUACAAUAUACUUUUACAAAAUGACAAACCUAAA
Messenger RNA from Wasmannia auropunctata (little fire ant), 2094 nucleotides. RefSeq lists its product as uncharacterized. Bases 152 to 1741 code for a protein of 529 amino acids. Lineage: Eukaryota; Metazoa; Arthropoda; Insecta; Hymenoptera; Formicidae. The record is from RefSeq and is a predicted model, not a curated record. Gene Ontology annotation, molecular function: protein binding. The transcript has 5 exons. Gene Ontology annotation, biological process: neurogenesis. Gene Ontology annotation, cellular component: cytosol; P-body.